CGUCAAGAAACUUGAAACCUUUAAAAGAAUGAACAAGUUACAAUUUACGCAAAGAUUAUAAAAUAGAGUUUUCAUGAGACUUGGGAGCCGUUCACCUGGGCAAUGAUUAUAAAAAGCCGGUUUUCAAUUCAUCCGAUCUUUACUAAUCACAUCUGCAAAGUGACCUCACCACCAUCAUCUGCACUACAGAGACGAGCGUCGUCUUCUAUCGUUCGAUUAGGGAACCAAAGAUACCCCGCCAAUAAAGUCACUAUCGCGAAUCGCGCCAUCCUAAACACGGAUGCUUCGGCCAAUAUCCCGCAACUACAAUCAAAACGAGUAAUCCCACUCAACGCCAAAUUUAAUACCAAAGUCAACACCAAGUCAAUCACUACUGCCACAAUGGCUUCUGCUACCACAUUCUACGAUUUCACGGUCAAGGACAAGAAGGGUGCCGAACUGCCCCUAGCCGACUACAAGGGCAAAGUUGUCCUGGUCGUCAACACAGCAUCCAAGUGCGGCUUCACGCCGCAGUAUGCCGGACUGGAAAAACUGUACAAGGAUAUCACGGCCAAAUACCCUAAUGAUUUCACCAUCCUAGGCUUCCCGUGCAACCAAUUUGGUGGCCAGGAGCCCGGCACCGACGAUGAUAUCCAAAGCUUCUGCCAGCUUAACUACGGCGUCACCUUCCCCAUCCUAGGCAAGACGGACGUAAACGGCGACAAGGCCGAGCCCGUGUUCGAGUGGAUGAAGGCCGAGAAGCCCGGCCUCCUGGGCAUGAAGCGCGUCAAGUGGAACUUUGAGAAGUUCCUGAUCGGCAGGGACGGCAAGGUCAAGGAGAGGUGGGCUAGCACUACGAAGCCCGAGAGCUUGGAAUCCCACAUCCUGGCGGAGCUAGAGAAUAAGGCGUAAGUCUGUCUCUAACUUGUGCUUGGAAACCUUUCUUGCUUUCUUUGGACGUCUUGUGGCUGUUUUAUAUAUGUGUGUGUGUGUGUGCGUUGACGCUUCACCCUUAGGGUAGCUAAGAUAUAAUACAAGAUGAUCUCCCCCCUUUCUAGGAAAGCAAUUUGGAAACAAGAUUCGCGUGGAAGGGAUGAGUCCGCGGUUCCUGUUUAGUCAACUGUCUAGGUGCUAUAAACAUAUACCUACGUCUAGAAAUCAAAUUUUAUAGUACCCAAUAUAUAUCGACCUACGGUAUUGAGGUAUCUGUGUUUGGUGUGGAAUGCAGGCUCGUAAUACAGCACAAAUAUAAUAGUGCAAUUAUUGUUGCCUGAGAGAUUUCUAUCUCUAAUAUAUACCAUUCACAAGUGGAAAACUCACAUUUCUAUUAACCCAAGCAUAGGGUUAGGUACUUAUAAGUAGUAUAUCUCUUCAGCUACAUUUAGGUGUUCCAUAGUAUUCUUUUGGAAGAAUUUAAUUUAGUGAGUCUAUUUUUGUAUAUAAACCCUUUUGCAGUACGGAAUAGAGGUGAAGAUAGUUUCUCUGCAAUCACUGCAAAUAAGACCUUCC
Daldinia caldariorum is the source of this 1488-nucleotide messenger RNA. Its product is annotated as thioredoxin-like protein. Lineage: Eukaryota; Fungi; Ascomycota; Sordariomycetes; Xylariales; Hypoxylaceae. Bases 103 to 891 code for a protein of 262 amino acids. The transcript is spliced from 2 exons. Gene Ontology annotation, biological process: response to oxidative stress. Gene Ontology annotation, molecular function: glutathione peroxidase activity. The record is from RefSeq and is a predicted model, not a curated record.